GUCGGCAACAAAAAGUGCUAUUUUUAAUCAAAUUGGGAAAUCCAUUUUAUUUCGCGCGGCGUCUUGGGACUAAAGUGAUUCAAAAUCCGAAAAGGAGAAUAGAAAGUACCAACGUGUUAUAUGUGUUCUUGCAAUUGGAACCUAUAUAGAGUAACGAAGAAUCACAAGACUCACAUCAGCUUUGACAAUUGGAACUAUCUAAGUUACUGUCAUGUGAUAUAAUGUUGGAAAUUCAACCUCAAGGGAAAAGUCUACGUCAAAGAAGAAAAUCUGCAGCAAACCUACCAUUUAUAGAUAUUAAAACAGAUAAUAGUAAAAAGCUUUUAUUCAAUGAAAUGGGAAAGACACCUGUCUCUCAAGAGGAAACAGAGGAAGAAGGAAAGGUGUUGUUUUCAAAUUUUUUAGUGAAAGAAAUCUGUAAAGAGAGGAACAAGGUGGAAAAUGAACAAAUCACACCAGAGCUGUUACAAAAGGAGCUGCACUUGUGUACUCCAUCGGAUCACAAGAACCAGGCAUGGAUUCAAGUGGGUACAGAAUUGAGGAGAUAUGCUGAUGACUUUGCCAAAAGCAAAGAAAGAAAAAAAGUGCGAAAUAAAGCUAAUGAAAUAUUGGAGCGACAAGGCAGCAGCCCUAUUGCAAGGGAGCAGUUCAGAGCAAUGCUCUCCGAACUACUCAAAGGUGGCAUCACCAGGCACAAAAUCAUUGUGCUGUUCUUUUUCUGUGUCGAUGUUACCAUAGCAGCCAUGUACAGAACCAUAGAGCUGUGCCGAGAUCUUGUGCAGUGGUCGCUGGAGUUCAUAGUGGAGAAAGUGUGCUCAUGGGUACAGAACAACGGCGGAUGGGGUGCAGUGUUCGACUCAUCAAUGAAGUUCAUUGGCAAGGCGGCGACAGUCCUUAUCUUUGGUGUUCUCUGCUACUAUGGAUACAAGAGAUUCUCACAAGUGGCACCAGUUCUCGACUAAAAACAAUCAACUGAAGGCCUAGACAAUUAGUGUAAUUUGAUGAUUCCAAAUGUACUCUUGUAGUAAAUGUUAAACUGAAAUGGAUCCAGAUUUGGGGUCAGCAUGAAUUGUAUGUUGAUGAAAUUUUAUUGGAUAACAUGUUAAUCCAUUCUUGUUGCAGGAUAAAUUGUUAAAGCUUGUUUAAAACAGGCCUUGUUCAACAUGAACAUUUAAACAUACUUUGCAUGGGAAAAGUGAUCAUCACUCAACUUUCCAAAGGAAAUUGCUUGAAAAAAGAUUAAAACUUUACCUUUAAUUGUGAAAAAGUAUUAGCACCAAACUUUUUACAGUUCAUUUGCCGUGAGAAAUGCCGAACAUUGAAGCUCUAAAACCUAUUAAGUUUGUGAAAAGUGAUAUACACUGAUCUUUUAAAGAGGCAUUUCAUGUCAAAAGUGAUAUACACCGAUGCUUUAUAGAGGCAUUUCUUGUUAAAAGUGAUAUACACUGAUGCUUAAAAGAGACAUUUCUUGUUUAAGGUGAUACACACUGAUCCUUAAAAGAGACAUUUCAUGUAAAAAGUGAUAUACACUGAUGCUUUAAAGAGGCAUUUCUUGUUAAAAGUGAUAUACACUGAUCCUUAAAAGAGACAUUUCUUGUUAAAAGUGAUAUACACUGAUGCUUAAAAGAGACAUUUCUUGUUAAAGGUGAUAUACACUGAUCCUUAAAAGAGACAUUUCAUGUAAAAAGUGAUAUACAGUGUACACUGAUGCUUUAAAGAGGCAUUUCUUGUUAAAAGUGAUAUACACUGAUCCUUAAAAGAGACAUUUCUUGUUAAAAGUGAUAUACACUGAUUCUUAAAAGAGACUUUUCUUGUUAAAAGUGAUAUACACUGAUCCUUAAAAGAGACAUUUCUUGUUAAAAGUGACAUACACUGAACCUUAAGAAGGACAUUUCUUGUUUAAAGUGAUAGACACUGAACCUUUAAAAGGCAUAGCUUGUGGAGAGUGAUAGACACAGAUCCUUUAAAAGGCUUAGCUUGUGAAAAGUGACAGACACAGAUCCUUUUAAAGGCUUAGCUUGUAAAAAGUGAUAGACACAGAUCCUUUAAAAGGCUUAAUAGCUUGUGAAAAGUGAUAGACACUGAUCGUUUAAAAGGCUUAGCUUGUAAAAAGUGAUAGACACAGAUCCUUUAAAAGGUUUAGCUUGUGAAAAGUGAUAGACACAGAUCCUUUUAAAGGACAUUGCUUGUGAAAAGUGAUAGACACAGAUCCUUUUAAAGGACAUUGCUUGUGAAAAGUGAUAGACACAGAUCCUUUUAAAGGACAUUGCUUGUGAAAAGUGAUGGACACUGAUCCUUUAAAAGGACCUUGCUUGUGUAAAGUGAUAGACACAGAUCCUUUUAAAGGACAUUGCUUGUGUAAAGUGAUAGACACAGAUCCUUUUAAAGGACAUUGCUUGUGAAAAGUGAUAGACACAGAUCCUUUAAAAGGACCUUGCUUGUGUAAAGUGAUUAAUGCUGAUACUUAAAUAGUACAUUGGUAGUAAAAAGUGAAAGACCCUGAUCCUUUAAAAGGCCUUAGCUCGUUGAAAGUGACAGACACUGAUCCUUUUAAAGGACAUUGCUUGUGGAGAGUGAUAGACACUGAUCUUUUAAAGGGCUUAGCUUGUGAAAAGGGAUAAACACUAAUUAUCUUUUCUUGUGAAAUGUUAUUUCCACUUUUUCAGGCUUUGCUUGUGGCUUGAUAUUUGAAUGUCUACAAGGUAUGUUACUAGUCAUUUUUGAUGCUCUUUGAGUAAAAAUGGAAAACUAAAAGAAAGCAGUUGGCUUUGCAAUUACAAAUCUGCAUAAACUUUUAAAAUUUGGUAGUGGAAGUUCUUUACAGAAAACUAAAACAUUCACCGAUAUUUAUUUUUAUCGUCAUUUUAAGAAUCAGACAUUGUCUAAAUUCUUGACCAUUAAUCAAUUAACUCAAUUAAUUUUAUGCAUGUGCAAUGUUUACAGUAUUUAUUUCUGCAAUCAUGUUUUUAAAACUAUGGUUUCAAAUAAUGUUAACCCUUGAAGAAACUUUUUAAAUGUUAAUUUUUGUAUUUUGUAUGAUAAUUUAUUUGAUACUUUUAAUUUCACUGCCUUGAGAGUAUAGUUUUGUUUUGAAAUGAUUGUGCCUUAGAUUGGCAUGAUUAAUCUUUGCAUAUUUAUUUAAGUUAUUUUCAAUUACCUUUGUAGCAUGUGCCAAAGCGUUCUUCAAAGAUAUUUAUUUAUUGCUUUCAACUUGCUUAUUACUACCUUAAACAAAAGAAGGAAAGCACAAGUGUUUAAUGUAUUCAGAGUUUUAUGAUUUAAUUUUUUUAUUGUAGUUUAAAAAAAAAUGAACUUAACUUUAACAAUAACAUCUUUGAUCUUAUUGUUAUAAACAACACUUUGAUAGUAAUUGAUUUACAUUUUGAGUUUAAAAGUCUCUAAAGAUUAUCGUAAUCACUAAUAAUGGUAGAUAACUACAAGUGAGAUCAGCUGGGUAUUUUAUGACACCUGUUAUGAAUCAGUGAAUCAUGCAUGAUUAGUCAAGGACUAAUGAAAGUUGUAUGAAAUUUUACUUUGGAUUUCCAGUAUUAGGUCAGGAAGAAAAAAUUGA
This is a messenger RNA of Dreissena polymorpha, 3571 nucleotides long. Its product is annotated as apoptosis regulator BAX-like. NCBI's taxonomy places the organism in Eukaryota, Metazoa, Mollusca, Bivalvia, Myida, Dreissenidae. The record is from RefSeq and is a predicted model, not a curated record. The coding region runs from base 222 to 962 and encodes 246 amino acids. The transcript has 5 exons. Gene Ontology annotation, cellular component: mitochondrial outer membrane. Gene Ontology annotation, biological process: intrinsic apoptotic signaling pathway in response to DNA damage; regulation of apoptotic process; extrinsic apoptotic signaling pathway in absence of ligand. Gene Ontology annotation, molecular function: protein homodimerization activity; protein heterodimerization activity.